Molecule: messenger RNA, 675 nt
Organism: Fraxinus pennsylvanica
Lineage: Eukaryota; Viridiplantae; Streptophyta; Magnoliopsida; Lamiales; Oleaceae
Source: the annotation of a GenBank genome assembly
AUGAGUACUGAAUCCCAGAAACCAUCAACACCGCAGCAGCCGCAAAUUUUUUCAGAAACCACCAAGAAAAUCAAAAGAAUCCGAAACACGGUCAGCGGCGCCGCCGCAAGUAACCACCCGGUGUACCACGGCGUCCGAAUGCGCAGCUGGGGCAAAUGGGUGUCUGAAAUCCGGGAGCCCCGCAAGAAAUCCCGCAUAUGGCUUGGCACUUUCCCUACACCAGAAAUGGCAGCCAGGGCUCAUGAUGUAGCAGCUUUAAGCAUCAAAGGGAACUCAGCAAUAUUAAACUUCCCUGAACUCGCCGCCGUACUUCCGCGGCCGGUAUCGCUCCGCCCACGUGACGUUCAAGAAGCCGCCGCAAAAGCGGCAGCCAUUGAAAAUUUUGACCUGUCACCACAAUCUUCUUCUUCAACUACUUUAUCUUCACAUUCUUCAUUUUCAUCUUCUGAUUCUGAUGUAGAUUUGUCAACCAGUUCAGAAGAUUUAUGUGAGAUAAUUGAAUUGCCAAGUUUAGGAUCAUAUUUUGACUCUCUAGAACUGAAGAAUGAUGCCGUGUUUGUUGACAACUCAGUGGAUUAUGGAUGGUUGGAUCUUCCUCCGCAGCCAGCUCCAUGGCUGAGCACUGGUGGCGAUGAUGGUGGCGGAAUUUUUGAUUUUCUGUUGUGGAAUCAUUAA